UUCAAGUGAAGCAACCGACACAAAAUUUAAAUAUUACCAACAACAAACAUGGAAGAAGCCCUGAGGAGUCUGAGGCCGCGGCAUCAUUGUGUGGGCCCGGCCGUUUACUUCCCACUGGCACUGCUCCUCUCCGCUCAUCGCUUUCUCCCCACAACUCUCUCCGCUCCUUCCUCUAAACGCAGCGUUUCAUCCUCCUCCCCCGCCAUGGCCACUGCCAAGGCUCAGCCUCUUCCUCCUCCUCCGGUGGCCAACAAGGUGAAGCACGAAAUGGAGAUGUUCGGCGACGUCAGGAUCGACAACUACUACUGGCUUCGCGACGAUUCUCGUUCCGAUCCCCAAGUUCUUUCCUACCUUCGGGAUGAGAACGCCUACACUGAUCUCCUCAUGUCCGGCACCAAACACUUAGAAAAUCAGAUUUAUGCUGAAAUAAGAGGACGAAUCAAGGAGGAUGAUAUAUCUGUACCUUUACGCAAGGGGCCUUACUAUUACUAUGAGAGGAAUUUAGAGGGAAAGGAGUAUGUUCAAUAUUGUAGGCGCCUUGUGCCCAAUGUUGAGGUUCCACCUUCUGUGUAUGAGACUAUGCCAACUGGACCUAGUGCUCCUCCUGAGCAUGUUAUCCUUGAUGUGAAUAUCAAGGCUCAAGAGCAUGCAUAUUAUAGCAUUGACGCUUUUAAGAUCAGUCCAAAUAGUAAGUUGGUAGCAUAUGCAGAAGACACUAAAGGUGAUGAGAUCUAUACUGUUUAUGUCAUUGAUGCUGAGACUAGAGCUCCUGUAGGGAAGCCUAUAGUAGGUGUAACACCAUAUCUUGAAUGGGUUGGUGAUGAAGCUUUACUUUAUAUCACAAUGGAUGAGACUCUUCGGCCAGACAAGGUGUGGCUACACAAGUUGGAAACAGAUCAGUCAAGUGAUUCCUGUCUUUAUCAUGAAAAGGAUAAUAUGUUUUCUGUUGAUCUUGAAGCUUCUGAAAGCAAGAAAUUUGUGUUUGUUGGAUCUGAAAGUAAAACUACAAGGUUCAUCUUCUAUCUUGAUGUUUCAAAGCCAGAAGGAGGACUCAUGGUUUUGACACCCCGUUUAGAUGGCAUUGACACAUCAGCCAGCCAUCGUGGGAAUCAUUUUUUUAUUAAGCGCAGAAGUGAUGAGUUUUUUAAUUCGGAAGUACUCGCUUGUCCACUGAAUAAUAUAUCUGAAACCACAGUUCUUCUUCCACAUAGAGAAAGUGUGAAAAUUCAAGACAUACAGCUUUUCAGUGAUCAUCUUGUUGUAUAUGAGCGUGAAAAUGGUCUGCCUAAAGUUACUUUUUAUCGCCUUCCAGCAGUUGGAGAACCACUUGGAAGUCUUCAAGGUGGUCGGACUGUCGAUUUUCUUGAUCCUAUAUACUCUGUGGAUCCAUCAGAGUCACAAUUUUAUUCCAGCAUUUUACGGUUUUCUUAUAGCUCAUUGAGGACUCCUUACUCUGUAUAUGAUUAUGAUAUGAACACAAGUGUUUCCGUUUUGAAGAAGAUUCAAACAGUAUUGGGGAAUUUUGAUGCAUCGAAAUAUAUAACUGAAAGGAAAUGGGCCAAUGCUCAAGAUGGCACUCAAAUUCCCAUAUCAAUUGUUUAUCGGAAGGAUCUAGUGAAACUUGAUGGAUCUGAUCCAUUACUGCUUUAUGGCUAUGGUUCCUAUGAGAUCUGCGUGGAUGCCCAUUUCCAGGAGUCAAGGCUGUCCUUGUUAGAUCGAGGUUUUAUAUUUGCAAUAGCUCACAUCCGUGGGGGUGGUGAAAUGGGGAGGCAGUGGUAUGAGAAUGGAAAGUUGUUGAAGAAGAAAAAUACAUUCACUGAUUUUAUUGCUUGUGCCGAGUAUUUAAUAGAGAUGAAAUACUGUUCAAAGGAAAAACUGUGUAUUGAAGGAAGAAGUGCAGGAGGGUUGCUUAUUGGUGCUGUUCUUAAUAUGCGGCCUGAUUUAUUUAGGGCUGCUAUUGCUGGAGUACCUUUUGUAGAUGUGCUUACUACAAUGCUGGAUCCAACUAUCCCUCUUACAACUUCAGAGUGGGAGGAAUGGGGUGACCCUCGGAAGGAGGAGUUUUACUUCUACAUGAAGUCAUAUUCCCCUGUGGAUAAUAUCAAGGCACAGAAUUAUCCAAACAUUCUUGUUACAGCUGGUUUGAAUGAUCCACGUGUUUUGUACUCAGAACCUGCUAAGUUGGUGGCAAAGCUGAGGGAUACAAAAACAGAUGAUAAUAUACUUCUAUUUAAAUGUGAAAUGGCUGCUGGGCAUUCCUCAAAGUCAGGGAGGCAGGACUAACAUGAUGGCUUUUACAAUAAAAGGAUGGAGUUGUAUGAAGAGGACAAAAAUAUUCUCUAAGAGGAUUAACUAGCAACUACUAUUAUUUUUAUGAGAGAUGACAAUGAUACUAUUAUAAGUAAAAAAGAAGUAAGCAUGAUGAAUGAUUUUUCCCCCUUUUUACUUUUCAUUAACAUAUACACUUGUUAUGGUGGUGGAAUGGUAUUCCCUAAUUCCUGGUAUAUGAUAUCCUCAUUUGGACCAUGUUCUCCUGGUUUCAAAUCUUAAACAUAUAAAAUAGUUAAAGAAACAAGUGGAUAAACAAAACGUCUAUGAUUUUGUCAUGAUUCUGUCUCAUACAACCCAGUUUAAGCUAGCCAGUUCUUGACCGAUUACUGUAGGGAAAUUCUUCAAGUUAUGAUUUCAAAUAUCAGGUCGUUUUUUUAAGAUGCUGAUUAGUAAUGGAAUAAUGGAUCCCUUUACAAGCCUGCAGCAGGUCAGUGCAGUCCGCUUAAUUAUUCCUUGGUGGAGAAAAAUAAUGUGCGCUAUACUCUUUAUUGUCUGGAUGAGCCAAAACUUAGACUAGUCAUUGUUAUCAAAUCCAUGUAAUUUUUUGCCAAGGAUCGAUAAGUUUGGCUCAAUGGUUUGAUGGUCUGGAUUGGCUGCAAGCCUGCAAGACUACCAAUUACACAUCUAAUACAUGGUCCUUGGAUCUGCAUAUUGUAAUAAGCUUAUCUAAUCUCUUACAUUUUUUUUUGUUUUCUGUUUCCUGCCUGAUGGGUAUGAAUUCAAGUGGGCUAUUCUCCAUUAUUUCAGGCAACUGUAUGUUCUCUUUCACUAUGUUGACCCGUUGACCCUUGUGACUACCUAAUUCUCUUUGAAGCUCUUGAUUUCAUUUGUUGUGCCCUCAUUGACACUGUUAAUGUUCUUUAUCGUAAAUUAGUAUACUUAAAUGACAUGCUUAGUUUCUUC
Molecule: messenger RNA, 3234 nt
Organism: Vitis riparia (riverbank grape)
Lineage: Eukaryota; Viridiplantae; Streptophyta; Magnoliopsida; Vitales; Vitaceae
Product: protease 2-like
Exons: 11
Coding region: 49-2283 (744 amino acids)
Biological process (GO): proteolysis
Cellular component (GO): cytosol
Molecular function (GO): serine-type endopeptidase activity
Source: RefSeq, a predicted model, not a curated record